CAGUGACACUCGACGCUCAUCCUGUUACAGAAAAAUAUUUACUAGUCGUAAAAUAGUCGAUACGGAUGUAAAUUGUAUUUGACACUGACUUUCUGUAUGCACCCUGCAAAACAAAACACAGCAGAUUACUGCUUGAUUCAUUCAGCAGCGAAGGUAUCACAAAUUGAGCCUCUGUUAAAAUGUUGAUCGUGCAUGCCGUCGUAAUUGCAACAGUAUUGAGCUUAGCCAAAUCUCAGAUCUGCACAAAAACAUCGUGGGCAAUAAGCUUUGAUCACCGUGGACAGUCCACUUGCAGCGAGCUUGACAAAUACAUCAACGGGUUCGUCAGAGGCCAUUUGAGAGGAGGAGAUGACCCUAUCACUAAUUUGGAACAAGUUCAGUGCUGCAGUGCUUCACAGCCGUGGCCGAAUGUAGAGCGACAAGUCGUUUACGCCGACUGGACAUACCAGUUAGAUGACAAUUUCCGAUGGGCCUUUUGUCCUGUAGGAUACUUUCUUCACGGUCUGUACCGGUCUAGCGCUAGCAGUCCAGGGUACCUUAAUACUAUUGAAAGUGCCAGAUGCGCUAAGCCAGCUAGCCAUCCGAUAACUUAUGGAAGCUGUCAAAACGUAGACACAUCGAGCUGCAUGAGUAGACAAGGCACAUGCUCAUGUCCACGUGGUUUCUUUGUGACAGGCAUCUACCGCGCUGACGACGACGAUCUGUACAACUUAAAGAAAAUGAAAUGUUGCGAGCCAGUGGACAAACCUGAUGAGAUAAACUCUCUAAGUAAAAUACAAACACGAAUUAUGGACACGACUCUGUGGAACUUGGCCAACAUGGCAUAUUAUCUAGGUUACGAGUGGAGCUACGGGUGCAGGGCGCUGAACGUUGGUGAAGAUUUUUACAAAGAUGGUUUUACGUGGGUGGCUGAAACCAAAAUUUUUCAUCACGGUUCCUGCGACGGAUAUAAUCGCUACAAUAGACUAAAAUUAGUAUUUGAUCAUUGGGGGCUAAGUGUAAAAGAAAUAAAAUAUGGACCAAAAGUCACAGAAAGUCUUCAACCAGAAAGUUUCGACUCUGGGAUUAUUCGUAAUACAGCUUCAUCGUCUAUUACUGAGUCCAUCGAAAGAACCCGUACCGUCCAAGACACAAUAACGCACAUUGCUACAACUUCUUUUACCACCAGUCAAGAAACAUCUUUCCAGAUUAGUUUUAAUGUCAACGCAGCCUUUGGAUCAGCCUCGUCUUCUACUACUUACACCACCAAAUAUGAGAACUCCUUUUCAACAACAAAUGAGAAGUCGAUCUCAAACACCAACUCUUUCAGCAAGCAGUCUUCAAUAACCCUUGGACCCAUGCAAGCUGCCAAAUACAACGUGGUGCUCAACAAGAUCAGAACAACGGUGCCCUACACAGCUGUGGUCAUCACUAAGUUUUCCACAGAAUUUAAAGGCUUCCUACGGUGGAGCAAUGGUGACGGGAACUUUCACAGCAAGUUUACUUACAGCCACGACAGACCGGCCUUCAAUUACCGCUUUGGCACCGAAACAACCCCGUUCUACAGUGCUCUUAAAAGACAAAGCGAUAGUCUCUCUGAGCCUUGGUUGUGGAAUUUAAUGCUCCAAAAGUAUCCAGACGCGAGACGUAUCAUUAACAGACUUACGGAUGAAACUCAGUACGAAUUUGCUUUGAAUGGAAGAUUGGAAUUUGUUGAAGGAACAGAUGCCAGCGUUGUCUGGGAAAACGUGAACAUAACCAAACGUGCUGUCCUGGUCAAUGAUGAUACAACUAAAAGUACACAUCCAUACGUUGCUAAAUCUGGUCCGCUCGAUAAGCCAGCAGAGGUUCAGUAUCCGGAAGUUCAAAUAAGUAAUAAAGAGCCUGUCGCUGUAAGCGUUAUACCUGUCAACUAGUCUCGUAUGUUCCAAUACACAGGCUUUAAAGUCAUAAAUGGACACAAAAGUUAGCAUGCUAGUGUAAUGAAAUAGAUUAUUAGUUUUAAUUUUAUCAUAAUAUUUUAUUUUCCUGUAUAUGUCUUUAAGAAAUAAAGAAAUGCUAUUCAUUAUAUAAGAACACAUAGUUUAUCAUAAGUAAUUUAUAUACAUUUAUUAGUUGAAUUUCUAUUAAAGAUUAUUUCGAAAUAAUAUAGUUCGUCCAUCGAGGUUUGAUGAUGACCACUUUGUAAUCCAGGGGGCUGAGGGUUCUACACUGGGGUUUUGUGCCUCCUGCUGGUGAGACCUAUGUGAGCCCGGAAUGUUCGGCAGGUUAUUCCAGCUGGAGAUAGUGCUGUGGGCCUUGCUUUUCUUCUCUGGCGUUUUUUACUCUGCCAGCGUGGUUCUCUUUUCCUCAGCAACCUGUGCGCCAGUUUUCACAGCGCGACGCCAUGAUGCUCUUUCAUGUGCCUCUGUCUCCCAAUUGGAUGGGUCUAUUCUGAACGCCUUUAGAGAAGCUUUGAGAGUGUCCACAUUGUAAGCGCUUUCCUUCGCUUAGUUGGCCAAACAAGAGUCGUUUAGGGAUGCGAUGGUCUUCCAUUCUACAGACAUGUCCUGCCCAUCGCAGCUUGGAUUGCAUCAGGAUUGUAUGGAUGAUUUGCAGACCCGCUCUUCGAAGGACUUUCGUAUCUGAUAUUUUGUCUUGCCAUUUGACAUUAACUAUUUUUCUUAGAUAUAUCACGUGGAAGUGAUUCAGUUUCUUUGCAUAUUUUCUGUACACUGUCCACUUUUCUGAGGCAUAGAGUAAUGUAGGGAGGAUGACGGCUCGAUAGAUCGAAAUAAUAAUAAUCAAAUAACGAGGAAGAGCAAGCAAAAAAAAAAAAGAUUUAUCUAAGUAGAAGAACUCCGCACAUAUAAAUCUUAAUAAUGUAAUUUUUAAAUUUUUAAUUGAUUUAUGUUUUGUUAUGUACAAUAAUUGUUUCAAGUUUCAACUUGAUCCGAGAAUGAGUGUGGGAGAAAUAGUUAAUGUGCGCUAUUAUCGAGGGGACCAAACCCGACAUAUUUAGCCAUAUCUGUAUACACUGAAGUAUUAAUUUUCCAUGUUGGUAUCAAAAAGAUAAUUAAUAACCAGUAAGAAUAUGACUGACUAAUUGGUAAACCUUUUUUUCAUUGUUUCAUCUCUUGUCUAUGCCAAUGAAGAAUUAUGCAAAGUUUCAACUAGAUCCGAGACUGGGUGUGGGAGAAAUAAGGUGUACAAACUUUUUAUCAGACAGACAGAGUGAGUUGAUAUUAGCUUUGUAAAAAUCAAUUAAAAGUUUAAGGCGCAAAGGAAAGGCGCCGUUUUCAGAUCUUGCAAUUGUUGGGGCAGCUGAUUUAAAGUUAAUCUGUUUCAGUGGACGACGGUAACUAGAGUGUCAUAUGACCAUCACAACGACCAUUUGCUUUAGAAGAUUUUGUGGGAAGAAUCGACCACGUUUAGAACAUAUGUAAAGUUAAUUUACUAGAGUAUAUGUAUAGGUCUGUCUUUCCAUUAAUGCAGUUCAGAUUGCAAAAACUAGAAAAUAUAUUUAAAAUCCGAUAUCAUCAUAUUUUAUAACUUUCAAUGUGGUGCAGUGGCUACUUUUGUUCUUUUCUGAAAGUGAUAAGUUUUUUUUUUAAUUUCAUAUGCAAGCCGUUUUUCAUAAAAAUACACCACUUUUACAACAAUUCACUAUUAAU
Messenger RNA from Biomphalaria glabrata, 3632 nucleotides. RefSeq lists its product as uncharacterized. The coding region runs from base 180 to 1895 and encodes 571 amino acids. The transcript has 2 exons. The record is from RefSeq and is a predicted model, not a curated record. Gene Ontology annotation, cellular component: extracellular region. Lineage: Eukaryota; Metazoa; Mollusca; Gastropoda; Planorbidae.